AUGGGAAUUUCAGGUGGAAUGAGACCCGGACGCAGAUCUCGUGCUGGCAGGAACCAUUCACCCGCUAGUGAGGGUGAUGAUGAGCAUGUUCCUCGUGGGUUGUUACGGACCGUGGAGCGGUUGUUUGAGCGUUUUGCAGCGGCUCUCCCCAAUCCUAGGACUGACUAUACUGUGGAGCGUGCCAGACGCCAUGGGGCGUAUACUUUCUCUAGUGCUCCUACGGAGUCCGUAGCAGGAGACUGGAUUACCCGCAUGGAGAGAGUAUUUGAGUCCUUGGGUUGUCCAGCUACUAGGAGGGUUCCUUUGGCUAUUGACCUCCUAGAUGGGGAUGCAUGGCUUUGGUGGCAGGGUACCAGGAAUAUGGGUUUUGACCCAACUACCAUGACUUGGGAAGAGUUCAAAACGGAGUUCUCAAAUCGGUACUAUAAUCAGGCAUCCCAGCAUCGUCUCCGAUUUGAGUUCAUGCAGUUGAAGCAGACUGAAGAGAUGACCGUGUUACAGUAUGAGGAGCGUUUCAUUGCUUUCUCUCGGUUUGCCCCUGAGUUGGUGGCGACAGAAAAGUUGAAGGUUGAUCAGUUUAUCAAUGGUCUCCUACCUGUAUAUCGAGAUUGGUUGGCGCCUCACGAUUAUCCGACUUUUAAGUUAGCUGUGGAGGCUGCUAUGAGGUGUGAGGCUAGAUAUCUGGACGGUUCCCGACCUUUGGAGAUUGGCGGUCCCAGUCAGGGGCCAUCUAAGAGAAUUGCCUUUAGUUCGGGUUCUGCAUCGUCAUCAAGCAGUAGACCGAGCAGUUCAGAUUCUAGCUCUCGUCAGCGUUUCAGGGGACGCUUCAGGAGGCCUGGGCAGACAGGUAGGAGACAGUCCAGGGGUGGCACUGCUAGUUCGAGUGGAGGCUUUGGUAGACAGGCGAUUCCGAGAGACUAUCCCCAGUGUGCUACUUGUGGUAGACACCAUGCAGUUUGUCAGGCAGGAACAGCACUCAGCCGGGUCGUGGACAGAGAGGGCGUCCAGUGA
This is a messenger RNA of Rosa chinensis, 1011 nucleotides long. RefSeq lists its product as uncharacterized. The record is from RefSeq and is a predicted model, not a curated record. Bases 1 to 1011 code for a protein of 336 amino acids. The transcript is spliced from 2 exons. NCBI's taxonomy places the organism in Eukaryota, Viridiplantae, Streptophyta, Magnoliopsida, Rosales, Rosaceae.